This is a messenger RNA of Solanum pennellii, 1350 nucleotides long. RefSeq names its product acetyl-CoA-benzylalcohol acetyltransferase-like. The coding region runs from base 16 to 1275 and encodes 419 amino acids. The record is from RefSeq and is a predicted model, not a curated record. Lineage: Eukaryota; Viridiplantae; Streptophyta; Magnoliopsida; Solanales; Solanaceae. The transcript has a single exon.
CCAAAUUAAAUCGUAAUGGCAAGGUUAGAUAUUGAAAUUGAGACGAGGAAAAUGUUGAAACCCUCAGCUCCUACCCCAGAUAAUCUUCGGACACUGAAGCUUUCCUUGUUUGAUCAGUUGGCUCGUUCUGCAUAUGUAGCAGUUCUCUUCAACUACUUGCCGAACAGCACUUCAUCAUAUAAUCAUGAUGAGCUUGAAAAAUCAUUGGCGGAGACGCUAACCAAGUUUUACCCUUUUGCUGGAAGAUUUGGAAAAGAUGAUCCAUUCUCAAUCGACUGCAAUGAUGAAGGUGUUGAGUAUGUUCAAACCAAAGUCAACGCUCAUGAUCUUGCCAAAUUUCUCAGUAAAGCUGCUGCUGAUAAUAAUAAUAAUAAUAUUGAGUCAUCUUUGCUUCAUCUUCUUACUAUAAUAGAUCAUCAGCCAUCAUCGCCAUCAAGUCCGUUACUUGGUGUCCAAGUGAAUGUAUUUAAUAAUGGAGGAAUAAGCAUAGGGAUACAAAUUUCACAUAUUGUAGCUGAUGCUUUCACUUUAGCUACAUUUGUAAAUGAAUGGGCGCACACUAACAUGCCACAAGAUAAUGAUGAUGAUAAUAAUUACCUCCCCAGCUUUGGUCAAUUAUUAUCCCUCUUUCCAGCAAGAGUGAUACAAUUACCAUCAUUUGAUCCCAACACUCUUACUAGUACUUGUACUACGAAUGUGACAAAGAGGUUUGUCUUUGAUGCUUUGGAAAUAGAAAACCUCAAAAAAAAAACAAUCAAAGAAGAUUCAACUAUGAUGAGGCAGCCUACAAGACUGGUGGUUGUUAUGUCCUUAUUAUGGAAGGUUCUGGCACACAUAUCUUCCGAUAAAAAUAAUGGAAAUUCAAGGGACUCAUUUUUUGGAUUUGUUAUGUGUUUGAGGGGGAGAAUUCCAUCUUUAGAACGUGUUGUAGGGACUUUUUCAAUCCCAGAAAUUGCUAAUACGGAGGGCGGUGAGUAUGAGUUGAAUGAUUUUGUAAAGUUGAUAGGGAAUAGAAUAGGGGAGACAUGUGCAGCCAUUGGUAAGGCAUCAAAAUCAGUUGAUGAUAUUUCCUCUUUAACUAUUAACAAUCAAAUAAAAAUUCUAGAAAAGAUUCUACAAAGAGACAAGAUAGACAUUUAUGGCACCACUAGUUGGUGCAAAUAUCCAUGGUAUGAAGCUGACUUUGGUUGGGGAAAACCAUUCUGGGUGAGCCCUGUUUCAGUCGGUAUUCAUGAACUAAUUAUUCUGAUGGACACAAAUAUGGAGAUGGAAUAGAAAUAAUAGUUACUAUGAAGGAGAAUGACAUGACUGAAUUCGAGAGAGACCCUCAUAUUUUGUCCUCCACUUCCA